Molecule: messenger RNA, 1909 nt
Organism: Nerophis ophidion (straightnose pipefish)
Lineage: Eukaryota; Metazoa; Chordata; Actinopteri; Syngnathiformes; Syngnathidae
Product: methyl-CpG-binding domain protein 3-like
Exons: 7
Coding region: 251-1168 (305 amino acids)
Molecular function (GO): DNA binding
Source: RefSeq, a predicted model, not a curated record
CCUCAGUGGUGGCGAGGGUAGUGAUGCGGCCCCGGAGGACGGGGGCGGCGGAGGGAUCCGCGCGUUAACAAAGAGCCAAAGCGAGGGGGCAGGCUAGCAGACGUUAGCUAGCUUACGAGUUAGCUAUGUUCGACACUAUAAGAGCCAAAUAACAAAGGCUACAACAAAAACAACAACAACAAAAACGACUUUCUGCUUAAAGGUGUCACGUUAACUUGUAGUGAGUGAGUGGAAUUUCGAGCCCACUAAAAUGGAGAAGAAAAGGUGGGACUGCACUGCUCUCCCGAAGGGCUGGAAAAUGGAAGAAGUGACCAGAAAGUCGGGUUUGUCCGCCGGGAAAAGCGAUGUCUAUUAUUUUAGCAGAAUUGUCUUCUCCUUUAGCAGAGGAGAAGAGCCAGAUGAGGAUCAGAGGCAAGAAAGGGGGGAGGCGGGUCGGUUGUAUAGUUUGUGUCCGUCUGGGAAGAAGUUUCGGAGCAAGCCUCAGCUGGCCCGUUACCUGGGCAACCAGAUGGACCUCAGCUCCUUCGACUUCCGCACGGGGAAAAUGCUGAUGAGCAAGUUGAACAAGAACCGGCAGAGGAUGCGUUACGACAACAACAACCAGAACAAGGGAAAACCCGACUUAAACACGUCGCUUCCAGUCAGACAGACAGCGUCCAUCUUUAAGCAACCCGUUACCAAGGUAACCAACCAUCCCAGCAACAAAGUGAAGACAGAUCCCCAGAAAGCUGUGGAUCAACCCCGACAGCUGUUCUGGGAGAAAAAACUUAGUGGUCUGAAUGCAUACGACAUUGCAGAAGAGUUAGUAAAGACAAUGGAGCUGCCUAAAGGCCUCCAAGGCGUGGGUCCAGGCUGCACGGACAAAACACUACUGUCGGCCAUCGCCAGCGCUCUCCACACCAGCGCUGCCCCCAUCACUGGCCAGCUGUCCGCUGCCGUGGAGAAAAACCCAGGGGUGUGGCUCAACACCACGCAGCCGCUCUGCAAGGCAUUUAUUGUUACGGACGAGGACAUCAGGAAACAGGAAGAGCUGGUAUACAGCGUGAGGAAGCGCCUGGAAGAGGCACUCAUGGCUGACAUGUUGGCCCACGUGGAAGAGGCGGCGGCGAGCGAGGGCGAAGGCAUCAAGGAUGACGGCAAUGGCAGCGAAGACAUGGAAAGCGCGUAGCGACACGGACGUCCUUCUGCUGUAUUCUGAAAAAAGCUUUCUUUCUUUUACUUAUUUUUCAUACGCACACAUGCUGACAUUUCACGCCCCCUAUUUGACCCUGAUCUCUGCCCAAUCACAACCAUGAUGACCAAAAGACUCAAAACGAGGUGGAGAACAUUUUUUAAAAAAAAUUGCCCCUAACAGGACGUUUGUGUUAUCCUGGAAUAAAUGUGUCAUAUUCUGUGUUGGAUAAGAAGAAUAUUUUUACAUACAAUUUUAAUAGAUUUUUUUGGGGUGGACAAUCAUGUGAAUCAAACAUGUCAGUGACAUUUUUGGGGUGCUUACUCAUUCUAAGGCAGAUUGGACAUGACUGUUUUGCUGCCAUCUUGAAUUUUAUUUGUACGAUUCACUUUAUGUCGGCUGCGAACAUUUUAACUUAAACUUAUCGUACGCUCAUCAGUGUUAUUGUCGCUUCUGCCAAGCAACGCAAUCCUGUUUUCACAUUCAUUUUUUUUGUUAUCCAUAGAAGUCACCAUAGACUGGUGUCAAAGCAAAUCAGUCAUUACUUUCUUUUAUAAAUUCUCAUCCCUAAUAGAUGGGAUAGUGUUUUUAAAAAAAAAAAAAAAAAUCCCAGCUGUGUCAAUGUUUAACGGUAAAUAAUGUUUCAUGCUGAAAUUGUCAAUUCAAUAUCAACAGGAUUAUUGCUGAGGAAUUGCAUUGUUGUAAUUAAUAAAAGUCACUAUGCCAUGAAAUACACAA